Molecule: messenger RNA, 3330 nt
Organism: Dreissena polymorpha
Lineage: Eukaryota; Metazoa; Mollusca; Bivalvia; Myida; Dreissenidae
Product: CCR4-NOT transcription complex subunit 2-like
Exons: 17
Coding region: 148-2007 (619 amino acids)
Biological process (GO): regulation of stem cell population maintenance; nuclear-transcribed mRNA poly(A) tail shortening; regulation of DNA-templated transcription
Cellular component (GO): P-body; CCR4-NOT core complex
Source: RefSeq, a predicted model, not a curated record
CUUGCGGCUUGUUUCCUUCGAGAAUAUUUCCUCCAUUUAAAAGAGCAAAUUAUUAGAAAAUUAGAAAAGAAAGCAAUGUGAAAAAUGGUAAUUGUUCAUCAUUCUUAGAUGAUCCAAUUCAGUAAAUAACCAACUCAAGAAGCAGCAAUGAUGGAUACAAACGCAAUGGUGAACAUAUCAAGUAUGGCUAGCAGUCUGGCUUCCAGCCUUGCCAACUCCAGCAACGUGUCUGGUUUCUCCAAUAAUGCAAACAUGUCCUCAGCGUUUGGUAACAUGGGAACCGCCAUGGGAACCCCCAACAGCAUGGGCUCUGCUUUCGGCCAAAAGUACAUGGUAGAUCAAAUGUCCUGGAAUACACAGAAAUAUGGAGCGGAGAUUCCAUGGGCAACUCAGUUUGGGCUAGGGCGCAAAACAACGGGCGAGAUGUCGCCGGGAGCAAGGAAGCCCAUGACUGGUAUGAGCGCCCCCAUCCAGUCCCUCCCUACCCAGGGGCAGCAAGCCUUCAACAUACAGAUGCCAAAACAGAAUCGAAAAUCGGCUGGAUUCUUUGGAGAAGAUGAUGAUCAGGAGACAAGCAUGUUCCUGCCCCAAAACAUGUUCAGAACGGACAAAGACAUGCUGAACCAGUCCCAGUCUCCGUCAAACGCUUCCAGCUUUGGGAACAACUUCUACCCACAAGGCAGUCUCGGUUCGUAUGGCAUGACUCAGCAGCGGGGUCCAAUCUCCGGUGGUCCCCAAUUCCAGCGCAAUCUCACGCCCACAAGUCUAGGGAAUCAGUCGUUCACUCCAGGAACAGGCAUGCCACAAAAUUCACCUAACAGAGGGGUGAUAUCUGCGAUAGGCCAGCAUCGCAUGAUGAGCACGUCCCAGGCCGGCCAGCAGGGUCCCAUAUCCACCCUUCAGAAGCGGCCUAUUGGCUCUGGACUUACUGGCUCUGCGCCAAUUUCAAACCUGUCGGCUUCUUUCGGUUUCGGGUCUCGGCCAGACAGUUCACAACCCAAUUUCGACCCAUCCGAGUUCCCAUCAUUAAGCAACCGUAUCGCACCUCAAAACUCAUUAUCUGGGGGAAACCCACGAAACUAUGGUGAGUUGGACUUCAUUCAUACGGUGGGCAUGGUGAAGAAUCCAGUGCAAGAUCAGACACCCGAGUUCCAGAUACAACAGGAGGACUUCCCAGCACUGCCUGGGGCACAGAAUACCUUAUCGAUGUUCGUGUCAGAUCCUCAAAAUGGUGGCAAUACUGACCCUAGUAAAAAGCCGCCAACCAGCCUGUUGAGUGGCUCCUCCUCCUAUGGUCAGGCCUUGAACAAGGAUAGCAGCCUCAUGGACAAGGCUGGGUCAUCCGGUCAGCCGCAUCGCGGGAUUCAGGUCGCACCGGACGCCACCGGCAACACGUGUCGUAUCACCAACAUCCCCGCGGGCAUGGUAGGAGACCAGUUUGGGAUGGUGGGCCUGAUGAUGUUCAUCAAGUCGGACGAGAUGAACCCCAAUUUCCUGACGCUGGCGCCGGGCAUAGAUCUCACCACCCUUGGCCUCAACCUCAACUCUCCUGAGAACCUGUACAGCACUUUCCAGUCCCCCUGGGUGGACAUCCCGUGUCGACCACAGGACAUUGACUUUCACGUGCCCUCAGAGUAUCUCACCAACAUCUACAUCCGAGAAAAGUUGUCACCCAUCAAACUGAAUCGCUAUGGGGAGGACCUGCUAUUUUUCCUCUUCUACAUGAACGGUGGGGACAGACUGCAACUGGCAGCAGCUACUGAACUGUACAAUCGAGACUGGCGGUAUCACAAAGACGAACGUGUUUGGUUAACGCGACCUCCAGGGAUAGAACCCGCCAUCACCACAAGUACCUAUGAGCGCGGAACAUACUACUUCUUCGACGUGCAGAACUGGCGCAAGGUUGCCAAGGAGUUCUACCUAGAAUAUGACAAGCUGGAGACGCGACCUUCACCCCUCCCUACCAAGCUGCAUUACAAUCCCAAUCAGCCCGUUGAAGCCCAUUAGCGAUGAAGUAAUCGGCCAAUCAGAGUCAAAGUGUUCAAUCUUGGUGCUUUUGGUGCUUGGUUAUAGAACGAUCUGAGUCAGGAAAGAGCUUGUGAUCAGCUGAUUUUAUCUUUAACAUCAGUUUUUAAUUAUAGAGCAUAGUUACAGAGUUGUUUCUGACUUUUAAAAAUGAUGAUCUAGUUCAUCUUCAUACAAAAUACUGAACUAAUUAAGAUGGUUGUAUACGUUGUAAUCAAAUUAAACUAAUAUAGGAAGAUUUAAUAUGCAACUUUUUGGAGCAAACAAUUUUACAUUCAGUUUGAUUACAGACAAUUACAUACCGUUAACAAAAUAACCAUAUAGCAAAAACUGAUAGAUAACUUUUGACUAUUGUUUAGGAUUAUUUAUGCCAAAAUACAAAUUCAGUAAAAAAGACAUACCAUUGAUACGUUGAUGUUUAAAGAAAACAAUAAUUAUAAUCCAGUCUAAAAAGUGAUGUGUGCAUUAAAAUUUCAUAGAUAAAAUAUGGUAUUGUUAACAAGCAAUUUUCGUAAAUUUUUCAAAUAUUUUGGUCUGAAUAAUAGUUGUUUUAUUCACAUAAUCACAGUUAAUAUUCAUGCAAAUAAAGAAAGACUUGUUGUGUAAAGUGGUUCAAUAUUAUAAUCCAUUUGGAAAUAAUUAACCAUCUUGAUUGGUUACAAAUCUUAAAGUGGGUAUGCACGAUUUUGUAAAAUAUUUAAGAAUUUAUAUAAAAUGUGUAAAAAACUUAUUAUACAUAUAUUUCAAUAUAAAUUAAAAUAAAAGUUAGGAAGAACAUGUGUCGAAAAAUGCGAAUUAAGCAAGAUAUUUAAUUCUGAAAUCGAAAAUGUCUGUACAGUCGAAUUCGCCAGUAUUUAUAUCAUGCAUGUACGAUGUGAAUCUAAAUUUGUCUUUGCUGAAUUUUAUGAAAUUCGUCAUCAAUGUAUAAUUUUUCUUGCCUAUUUUGUGUUAUUGUAACAUAUUUUUAUCAAUAUACAACAAUUUAACACAUAAUCAAAAUCGUGCAUACCCACUUUAAGAUAAAAACGACUCUUAAUAAUUGAUAUGUAUGUGUAAAACAAUAACAUGAAAAAAAUAAUGUAUUUGCUAUAAUCAAUUAUCAAAUAUUUAUUGAAACUAUAAGUAGAAAACACUGACUUUGCUAUGACCAGAAACAUUUUCAGGUCUUUAAUAUUUGUAUUUUAAACACAGGUUAACAAAGGUUAGUUAUACCUGAUUGUUCUGCUACCGAAGUGCCAAUGCCCAAAGAUUUAUUGUUAGGUUGAGAGCUCAUUGUGUACAUAAAUAAAUCAUUGUCGAUGCAAA